This is a messenger RNA of Oncorhynchus gorbuscha (pink salmon), 2543 nucleotides long. Its product is annotated as pro-neuregulin-2, membrane-bound isoform-like. NCBI's taxonomy places the organism in Eukaryota, Metazoa, Chordata, Actinopteri, Salmoniformes, Salmonidae. Gene Ontology annotation, molecular function: signaling receptor binding. Gene Ontology annotation, biological process: nervous system development; intracellular signal transduction; animal organ development. The record is from RefSeq and is a predicted model, not a curated record. The transcript is spliced from 12 exons. The coding region runs from base 1 to 1785 and encodes 594 amino acids.
AUGAGUAAAGAGCCCAUGUCAAAACGUCAGCUGGGAUCAGGGUUCACCUGGGCUGCGGCCCCUAAGUUGCGGCCGAUGCGGGGCCAGUCUCUAAUGGAGGGGGAGAGACUGUAUCUCAAGUGUGAGGCGUCAGGGAACCCCAGCCCCUCCUUCCAGUGGUACAAAGAUGGCCGAGAGCUCCAGAGGGGAAAAGACGUCAAAAUCAAGACCAAUAAAAAAAAUUCCAAGGUCCAGAUCAACCGAGCGAGGCUGGAAGAUUCUGGGAACUACACGUGUGUGGUUGAGAACACGCUGGGCCAAGAAAACAGUACGAGCGGCAUCAGCAUCCAGAGCCUGACCACUACUCUGUCUCCGGGCUCGAGUCACGCCCGGCGCUGUAACGACACAGAGAAGUCGUACUGUGUCAACGGUGGAGACUGUUAUUUCAUACACGGUAUAAACCAACUGUCAUGCAAGUGUCCAAAUGACUAUACAGGUGAUCGCUGUCAAAAAUCCGUCAUGGCAGGUUUUUACAAGCAUCUUGGAAUUGAAUUUAUGGAGGCAGAGGAGCUGUACCAGCGACGGGUGUUGACCAUCACAGGCAUCUGUGUGGCACUGUUGGUAGUGGGCAUGGUCUGUGUGGCGGCAUACUGCAAAACCAAGAAGCAGAGGAAGAAGAUGCAUGGCCACCUGAACCAGAACAUUAACCAAAACCAGUGUGUGGAGCAGCCCAACCGCAUGCUGGCUAACGGUCCCAACCACCCUGGGCCAGGCCCUGAGGAGAUCCCCAUGGUCGACUACAUCUCAAAGAACGCUCCUACCACAGAGUGUAGUAUUAUACAGCAUGGACCAGAAGAAUCCGUAAACUUCUCAGGAAGCCGAAUGUCCACCAGAUCCCACCACUCAUCGACAGUCUCCCACAACUCCAGACAUGAGGAGCGGACGUGGAGUAUAGAGAGGACAGACAGUAUGAACUCAGACUUCCAGUCAGGGGCGCUCUCCUCGUCAGUGGGCACCAGUAAAUGCAGCAGUCCGACAUGUAUGGAGGCACGGGCACAGAGGGCCGCCUACUGGGGCUGUUCUGAGGGAGCCAGCCUGCAGUAUGGAGACUCCUACGACUCUCUGAGAGAUUCACCUCACAGCGACAGGUAUGUGUCAGCGUUGACCACGCCAGCCCGUCUGUCACCCGUUGAGUUCCACUACCCCCCGCUGUCCCCCCAGGUGCCCACCUUCCACAUCACCUCUCCCAACACGUGCCACGCCCUCGCCCUGCCGCCUGCCGCCGCAGCCUACCACCGGGAGGAUGACCAGCCCCUGCUGAGAUUCCCCCAGGAUGGACUGUUGUACCGACAGCCCCGCCGCCCACGCCAACCCUACCUAACGGAAAGCACGGGCAGCCUUCCGUCCAGCCCCUACCGUCUCCCUGACGACGAGGCCUACGAGACCACGCAGGAGUACGCCUCCUCCCGCGAACCAAUCAGGAGCCGCCGGCGCCCGCGUCGAAACCGCCUCAACGGACACUUCUCCCAGCGUGCAAUGGGCCUACGGGACUACAGCUCUCAGAGCUUCAGCCAAUCAGAAGAGGAGGAGGAGGAAGAGGAAGGGCACGGGGAGAGCACGCCCUUCCUCAGUAUGCAGAACAUGAACAUGGAGCCGUGCGAACGUGGGUGCCGAUCAUCUACUGCCCCUGGCACCACCACUGACAUACGGACUCACCGGGCACAGGGGCGACCAAGCACUCGCAGCAACGGACACAGUAAAUUCCCCCAGUCGCGCUCCUUGACACAUGGCAACACACCCCUUUAAGACCUGUCCACCUUGACCACUGACCUCUAACCCCUGACCCCAAAACCUUUGACCCACCUAAAGACAACAGUGGAGUAGAGACAUAUUUUUAUUUUGUAUAACAGACAGAUAUUCUAAACAAAUGAAAUAUUUAUUUUCAUUUUAGCAAAAAUUGUCUACUAGCUAACAGCAAAUACUUUUUUUAUAGGGGAAAAAUAUUUAUAUGUAAAGUUUUUGAUUUACAGCAUUAUGAGAGAGAGAAAAAAUUAUUCCGUGCCAAUUCUUUCACGAGUUAGUCAAUAGAAUAAUAUUGUGGUGCCUUUUGCUGUGUGCUGAAGCCAGAGGUCCAGUUGAGUUUUUGUAGCCUUUCUAAUACAGACUCCUCAUUUUAUAGACCUCUUUAUUUUGACUUGCUCUGAUUUAGGAUCUCCCUGUUUGAACUGUGAUAUGAUUCUGGCAUCAUGCAAUAUGAGUCACCCCUGUGUAACGGUUUAUGUUUACAUGAGAAUGAUCCACAUACAGUUGUUUUUUUCACGGGGGACAUUUAUCACAAACGCAACUGGAUGUGGUGUCCUGUCCUGGUACAGGAAGUGAUGCGCUAGUUUUUGACGAGUCGCUCCAACUAACUUACAUCGGUCAUUCAUGUCAUCAUCCGCCGCCUGUCAUAGAGGAAUGCAGGUGAUCCAAGGUAACUUCACAGGUGUUCAGGGUUUUUAAAUGGGCGGAGUGUGUGUGUGUGUGUGUGUGUGUGUGUGUGUGUGUGUGUGUGUGUGUGUGUG